This is a messenger RNA of Microtus oregoni (creeping vole), 2229 nucleotides long. RefSeq names its product ring finger protein 186 (gene Rnf186). The coding region runs from base 47 to 889 and encodes 280 amino acids. Gene Ontology annotation, biological process: proteasome-mediated ubiquitin-dependent protein catabolic process; protein K29-linked ubiquitination; protein K63-linked ubiquitination. Gene Ontology annotation, cellular component: endoplasmic reticulum membrane. The transcript has a single exon. Gene Ontology annotation, molecular function: ubiquitin protein ligase activity. The record is from RefSeq and is a predicted model, not a curated record. NCBI's taxonomy places the organism in Eukaryota, Metazoa, Chordata, Mammalia, Rodentia, Cricetidae.
GGGACAACGUAAGCUGAGAAACAAGCUGGGCAACCAGAAGAGAAAGAUGCCAGACAGCUGCUGUCAGCAGGUACCCGGACAGAGCAGAGAGGAGGCUGGAAGCGUCUCCACAGAGCCAGAACCCAUGCAAGUCCCGGCAGCACCGGUGGUCACUCCUCGUGGAUGCCCCUAUGCGGAACAGCCUCAUUGCAGCAACUUGGUACCCAGAAUGUCUUGCACCAAGGCCCCUUCGCCUAUCCCAGCGGGUGCCACCACCACAACCACCGUCAUCGCCUUGGGACCCACUGGGCAUCUCAGUAUCUCUACGGAGGAUGACCUGGAAUGCUUAGUGUGCCGAGAACCCUACAACUGUGCCCGGUCCCCCAAGCUGCUCAGCUGUCAGCACGCCUUCUGCGCUGUGUGCCUGAAGCUUCUGUUAUUUGUGGAAGAAGACACCUGGUCCAUCCCCUGUCCACUGUGCCGAAAGGUCACUGCCGUCCCAGGAGGCCUAAUCUGCAGCCUGCGAGACCAGGAGGCGAUGGUGGGGCGGCUGGCCCGUUCAUGCCCGGAGGUACACCUGUGUCCCCAGAGACUAGUUGGUUCUGCCACUCCGGCCGCACGGCCAGCCAACUGGGUGGGAGAAGAUGAUCAGGAUGUAGUAAGUGUCAAUCGUGUAGCUGCCCGGCGCCUAGCCGUACACCUGUUCUUGUUGGCUCUUCUCAUUGUCCUAAUCCUGCCUUUCAUCUAUCCGGGUGUCAUCCGGUGGGUGCUGGCCGUUAUCAUCGCCCUGGCGCUACUGAUGGCCACCCUACUCUGCUGUUACCCCUACAGCCGGAGCAGCAACUGGCCUUGCUCCAGGACUCUGCUCUGCAGAGAGCAAAAGCAAGCCCAGAUCACUUCUAUUGCCUGAGAGACCUGGAUCACUACAGGCCCAGCACUGCCACGGCUCCCCUUCCCCAUAUCUCAUAACCCACGAAGGAAAAGGACUAGGAGCCUCCCUUUGAAAUCACAUGCGAACUGGACUUGUACUAGCUGUGUUGGAUCAAGGACUCGGGGCUGGGACAAUGGGCUUGCACCCGUCUGCCUUGUGUAGCAUAGCCAAACUUUUAGGGGAAAAGGGAAGAGACACAUUCCCUUAAUGAAUGACUUUCAAGGGUGGUGGGGUCCCUACCCCUCUUCCUGAGCUCCUGGGUUUUGUAUAUAUCACUACGUGCACAUAUUGGGACGUUGACCUUACUACAAAGCAAAUAGAACCAGCGCUCUUUUGUAAUCCUUGUACCUGGCGUCAUUUUCUGGUCUGGGUUUUUAUGUUUUGUGUGCUGGGAAGUCUGUGGCCAUUUCUAGCUGUUGGACCUUUUUCCAUCCUGGGAUGCCCGUGCUCAUGGGAGCAUUGCCAGACGUUCUCCAGAGUCAUUUACCACGGUUAUCCUAAACCCUUCAUGGCAAAGGUCUCAUCAGGGUUUCCCACAGGAUCCACCCCGGGGGUGCAGGGAGGGAAGAAGCCACACAGAGGCAUACUUAUAAAGCUGGGGAAGGGGCUAUCUCAGGUUGAGCAGAUAGAGCUGGGGAGGUGUGGAGAGGGUGAGUUCAGGAAUUGUCCCCAGACUCCUCACUGAGAUCACCAGGCAUGAGAGAAUCUCAGGGUUAUAAGGGCGGAGGAGAGAGAGAAUGAAUGAGAAUCCAGCUCGCCCUCAGACUCCCAGGCCCACAGGACAGAACGGAAGGUUUCCAGGUGGUGCCACCCUUCUUAUCACAUCUACGGUCUUGUUUGUUCCUUUGCCAUAAAGAUAAGGCAUCUCGUAAAGGCAACGGUCCUCAGCAGUGACACCCCUGCCCCGCCCCCCACCCAGUCUCAGUGUGACAGUCACUAGAUAGGUCCCUGGGUCAUCUCUUCAACACAGGGAAGCAUCUGUCCUCAGAAGUCAGCUCUGGUGGGUUCCAGGCUAAGGCUCAGCCAGGGAGGAGACGGAAAAACAAGGAGUCCAGCAUGGGAGCUGGAAGUACAUCUUGGAAAAUCCGUGAUUAGCAGCGCCAGACAUGAAAGUCUGGAGGGACUCACCAGGCCCCUCGCACGGUCCUUUCCCAUGCACCCCACUUCCUGAAACGGGAGAAUUACAGACAGAGAGGGCACAGUUCAUGGUGACAGAACCUUCGUCAAGAGUGAGCAGAGGACUCUGCCAUUGGGCCCUGGGUGCUCAGCCCUGGCCAGUGGUCACAUGCUGUUGAGCAAGGUCUUUGCCUCUCGGCUUC